Molecule: messenger RNA, 354 nt
Organism: Elephantulus edwardii (Cape elephant shrew)
Lineage: Eukaryota; Metazoa; Chordata; Mammalia; Macroscelidea; Macroscelididae
Gene: CCL27
Product: chemokine (C-C motif) ligand 27
Exons: 3
Coding region: 1-354 (117 amino acids)
Biological process (GO): positive regulation of T cell chemotaxis; immune response
Cellular component (GO): extracellular region
Molecular function (GO): chemokine activity
Source: RefSeq, a predicted model, not a curated record
AUGAAGGGGCUCUUACUCACCAGCAGCUUCAUGCUGCUGCUGUUGCUGCUGCUGGUCCCAGACCCUGGAGCAGCAUUGUUACUGUCACUCAGUGCCAGCUGCUGUACUCAACUCUACCGAGAACCACUUCCAAACAAGAUGCUGAGGAAGGUCAUACGAGUGGAAAUACAGGAGGCUGAUGGGGACUGUCACCUCCAGGCUGUUGUGCUUCACCUGGCUCAACGUAGUGUCUGCAUUCACCCCCAGAACCGCAGCCUGGUUCAGUGGUUUAAGCGUCAAAAGAGGAGGCCCCAAGGGACUCUACCCGAUCUGAACUUUGAGCUGCUGGAGAGUAUGAGCAGAGGCCCCCAAUAG